Symbiodinium sp. CCMP2456 is the source of this 633-nucleotide messenger RNA. Lineage: Eukaryota; Dinophyceae; Suessiales; Symbiodiniaceae. The record is from the annotation of a GenBank genome assembly.
AUGGAUCGACGUGCGCGGUGCCUGGCCGCAGCAGCGGGAGCUUUGCUGCUUCGUGCAGCUUUGGAGGCUCCUUCUUUCGUGGCCCCGGCAUGGCGUCGUCGGCCUCUGAUGGCAGCGCUGGCAGCAGGCCUUUCUCUGCCAGCGGCGGCCGAGGAGCGGUUGCCGAAGGGCGAACGAGCACUCGAGGAUGGACCACCUGCGGAUGACUGGCAGGCCCUCGGAAGCCGCGGGCUGAAGUUCAUCGAGCUGCGCACAGGCAAAGGCGCGGAAGCCAAUGAGGGGUCGACGGUGCGAGUUCAAUGGUCCGGCCGCUUGUUCAGCAAGCAGGGCUGGAGCUAUGGCCGCUGCAACGAUCCAGACUGCGAGCUCCGGUUUAAGGUGGGCGAUGGAUCCACCAUCGCGGGACUGGACGAAGGGAUCCGAGGCAUGCGCGAGGGAGGCUAUCGACGCUUCAUGAUUCCACCGCCCAUCGCAUACCAAGAAGGGCAGGAGUUGCAGCCUCUUCCCAAUCGGGACGACAUGAAGAGGAGGCUCUACAGCACCGUCUUCAACAAGGUCCGCAUCGCAAAUGGUGAGGGCUCUACGCUCGGCACCAUCAUCCUGGACGUUGUUCUCAAGCGCGUGGUGGUGUGA